CCGUGUCUAAUUUCCUGGCUAGUGUAUGUUGCCCCUCUCUACUUGUCUUGUUCGUGUGCCGCAUCCUCAGCAUGUGUGCUUGGGAGAACGAGGUGCGGAUAUGAUGGUGUUUCGACCUGGCCCGCUGACUGCUCCUCGCCGUGGCUUUGCACAGUCCAUAUUUUCCGACAGCACGUACAGCAAGCCGUUUUUUGUGGUAUACAUCAACAGCUCAAUGUUUGCCAUCUCAUUAAUACCCAUAGCGAUACGAUAUAUCUUGCGGAACGGCGGGUUUGGCCAGGUGCGGAGCCUCGCAUUGCAGGCGUGGAAGGAGCGACACCACUCGUCGUCCGCGGGGACAAAAACGUUCAAUGAGGAAGAGGCGGCGUUCAUGGCGGACGACCAGCUUACGAUAGACGACGAGGCGAGCCUCGAGGGUUUCGAGACCCAAGGCCCUCGCAACAGCAGCAGCAGCCACACCCGCAGCAAAAGCAUAGCUUCGGACGCAAAGCUGACACUAUGGGAAACGGCGGGGCUGAGCCUCGAGUUUAGCAUCCUCUGGGUGCUCGCCAACUACUUUGCGUCGGCAUGCCUUGAGUACACGAGCGUCGCAAGCAGCACGAUCCUCACGUCGACCAGUAGCAUAUGGACACUGAUCUUCUGCGCCGUCCUCAAGAUCGAAUCCUUUAGCAUUCGCAAACUGCUUGCGGUCCUGGGCUCGCUCGUUGGCGUGAUUCUCAUCUCGAGCAUCGACCUCUCGGGAAAGGACAAUGACGACGGAAGAGGCGACUUUCCGCACAAGAGCCAGCGCGAAAUUGCCAUUGGCGAUACCAUGGCGUUCAUUAGCGCUCUCGUGUACGGCGUGUACGUCGUCGUCAUGAAGGUCCGCAUCGGUAACGAGAGCCGCGUCAACAUGCCAGUGUUCUUUGGCCUCGUGGGAACUUUCAACAUUUGCCUGCUCUGGCCCGUCUUCUUCAUCCUGCACAUGACUGGAAUAGAGCCCUUUGAGCUACCCCCUGCAGCGCAUAUUUGGGGCAUCAUCCUCUUCAACUCCGUAGCCAGCUUCGUCGCCGACAUGUCGUGGGCCUAUGCCAUGCUGCUGACCACGCCGCUAGUUGUGACCGUGGGCCUGUCGUUGACGAUCCCGCUAUCACUCGUCGGCGAGAUGAUCCAGUACGGGCAGUACUCGAGCUUCUUAUACUGGGUCGGCGCCGUGAUUGUGGUCCUCAGCUUCAUCUUUGUGAACCAUGAGAGCCACGACGAUGAGGCUGAGAGCCAUGCGACAAAGGAUGUUGCGGAUACUGGGGUGGAUGGUCUAAGAAUGGAGGAUGCGGCAGCGACUCCACGAGCGACUUGAUGCGCCUCGAGAAGCAAGUGUCUGUAUUUGAACAGGCUCGCAUGUAUGGCGUUGUUCUGAUGUUUUAUUUGGCGUUAAGUGGGUGUAUAAGCGAUUGGAUAUAGCGUCAUGAUUACGGAGGCAAUCUCUGAUAGAAAAGCGAUAGAGUGAACUUUGCUAUACAGCACAAGGCCCGCAGUCUUCUGCUCUUUGCGAUUCA
Messenger RNA from Microdochium trichocladiopsis, 1535 nucleotides. RefSeq lists its product as uncharacterized. The transcript is spliced from 3 exons. The record is from RefSeq and is a predicted model, not a curated record. NCBI's taxonomy places the organism in Eukaryota, Fungi, Ascomycota, Sordariomycetes, Xylariales, Microdochiaceae. Gene Ontology annotation, biological process: regulation of peptide transport. The coding region runs from base 26 to 1336 and encodes 436 amino acids.